Betta splendens (Siamese fighting fish) is the source of this 2523-nucleotide messenger RNA. RefSeq names its product NACHT, LRR and PYD domains-containing protein 12-like. NCBI's taxonomy places the organism in Eukaryota, Metazoa, Chordata, Actinopteri, Anabantiformes, Osphronemidae. The transcript has 6 exons. Bases 149 to 2212 code for a protein of 687 amino acids. Gene Ontology annotation, molecular function: protein binding. The record is from RefSeq and is a predicted model, not a curated record.
GGAAAACUACUACGCUCUGCUCGCAUCUGGAUCACCACACGACCUGCAGCAGCCAAUCAGAUUCACAGAGACUUUGUUGAGGUGGUGACGGAGGUCAGAGGGUUCACUGACCCACAGAAGGAGGAGUUCUUCAGGAAGAGAUUCACAGAUGAGGAGCAGAGCAACACAAUCAUUAUCCCACAUCAAGAAGGCACGAAGCCUCCACAUCAUGUGCCACAUCCCAGUCUUCUGCUGGAUCACUGCUACGGUUCUGGAGGAUCUGCUGGAAACCAGAGAGGGAGGAGAGCUGCCCAAGACCCUGACGGAGAUGUACGCAGAGUUCCUGGGGUUUCAGAUGGAUGAGACUAAAGACAAGUACGGACCAGAACAGAGCAGCAACUACAUCAAGUCAUUAGCUAAACUGGCUUUUGAACAGCUGCUAAAGGGAAACUUGAUCUUCUAUGAGGAAGAUCUGAAAGAGAGCGGCAUCGAUGUCAGUGGAGCCUCAGUGUGUUCAGGAGUGUUCACAGAGAUCUUUAAACAGGAACGAGGGAGGAAAACCAAGGACAAGAUGUUCAGCUUUGUUAAUCUGAGCGUUCAGGAGUUUCUGGCUGCUGUUCACAUGAUGCUCUGUUACAACAAAGGGAGGAUGGAGGAACUGCAGAACUUCCUAGACACCUCCAAUGCUGCUUUGGAUGUUGUCCUGAGUAGAACCAUGGAGAAAUCACUUCUCAGUCCAAGUGGUCACCUGGACCUGUUUGUUCGCUUCCUUCAUGGCCUCUGUCUGGAGUCCAACCAGAGAAUCUUAGGAGGUUUGCUGGGUCACACAGAGAACAGUCCAGAAACCAUCCAGACAAUCAUCAACAACCUGAAGGACAUGAACAGUGAUAGAAUUUCUCCAGACAGAGGCAUCAACAUCUUCCACUGUUUGAUGGAGAUGAACGACCACUCAGUCCAUCAGCAGAUCCAAGAGUUCCUGAAGUCAGAGAACAGAUCAGAGGAACUCUCCUUGAUCCAGUGCUCAGCUCUGGCCUACAUGCUACAGAUGUCAGAGGAGGUUCUGGAUGAGUUGGACCUGAACCAGUACAACACAUCAUGGGAGGGACGACAGAGACUGAUCCCAGCUGUGAGGAACUGCAGAAAGGCUCAACUUUCUGGCUGUGGACUCAUAGAGACUCACUGUGAAGUUGUGGCCUCAGCUCUGAAGUCCAACCCGUCACAUCUGACACAUCUGGACCUGAGUAACAACAACCUGCAGGACUCAGUGAAGGUUCUGUGUGCUGGACUGAAGAGUCCUCACUGUCGACUGGAGACUCUGAGACUGAGUGUGUGUGACCUGUCAGAGAGAAGCUGUGAAGCUCUGUCCUCAGCUCUCAGCUCUCAGUCCUCUAGUCUGAGAGAACUGGACCUGAGUAACAACAACCUGCAGGAUUCAGGAGUGAAGCUACUGUGUGCUGGACUGAAGAGUCCUCACUGUCGACUGGAGACUCUCAGGCUGUCAGGCUGUCUGCUCUCAGAGGAAGCUUGUGUCUCUCUGGCCUCAGCUCUGAGCUCCAACCCCUCCCAUCUGAGAGAGCUGGACCUGAGCUACAAUCAUCCAGGAGACUCAGGAGUGGAGCUGCUGUCUGCUGGAGUCAAGGAUCCACACUGGAGACUGGACACUCUCAGGGUGGAGCCUGGUGGAGUCCAAUGGUUGAGACCAGGUCUGAGCAAGUAUUUCUGUCAACUCACCAUCGACACAAACACAGUGAACAGACAUCUACAACUGUCUAACAACAACAGGAACGUGACACUAGAAGAGGAGGAUCAGUCAUAUCCUGAUCAUCCAGACAGAUUUGACUGGUGUCCUCAGCUGCUGUGUAGUAAUGGUCUGACUGGUCGCUGUUACUGGGAGGUUGAGUGGAGAGGAGACGUUGAUAUAUCAGUGAGUUACAGAGGAAUAAGGAGGGAAGGAAACAGUAAAGACUGUUGGUUUGGUUACAAUGAUCAUUCCUGGAGUCUGUUCUGCUCUAAUGGUUGUUACUAUGUCAGUCACAAUAACAUAGAAACAUCCAUCUCCUCCUCUGUGUCUGACAGAGUAUCAGUGUAUGUGGACUGUCCUGCUGGUUCUCUCUCCUUCUACAGAGUCUCCUCUGACAAACUGAUCCACCUUCACACCUUCAACACCACAUUCACUGAACCUCUUUAUCCUGGGUUUGGGUUCUGUUCUCCUGGUUCCUCAGUGUCUCUAUGAUGUCAAAGUGAGAGUUUGAUCCUGUCAGAGAAAUGUGUCACUCUUGAACAUAGUUCAGUCUGUUCAUGUUUGUCUCGUUUUCAGAUUCAUGUAUUAAACCAGUUUCAUUCUGAACCAGUUCUAGAUGAUUCCUUGUGAACUUCUUCCUCCUUCGUUCUUUAAAGAUGGAAGCUCUGAUUAUUCCGGGUUCAAAUGUUGAUGACUUGUUGUGAAGUUGUUUUCCAGUGAAUAUCAGGAGGUUUGUUCCUGUCAGAGAAAUGUGUCCCAUUAUCUUUCAUUUUUCUGUUAUUAAAAUAAAUUGCAAAAAUGUC